Molecule: messenger RNA, 802 nt
Organism: Physella acuta
Lineage: Eukaryota; Metazoa; Mollusca; Gastropoda; Physidae
Product: aquaporin AQPAe.a
Biological process (GO): water transport; transmembrane transport
Cellular component (GO): plasma membrane
Molecular function (GO): water channel activity
Source: RefSeq, a predicted model, not a curated record
ACGUGAACUACAACAGGGGAGGUAAGUCUGUACAACAGGGCGGUAAGUCUGCCAUUACUGCGUUCACUGGCAGGGAUAAAUUUCCCCACAUAAACAUUCAGCCACUGUCGGAUCUCGGGGCGUGGUUAAUACGAUAGUACUCAGAACUUUACCAGCAGUUGACGUUGAGCGGGCCAUGUAUGAUAUCAUGAAGGAAAACGUCGAGGAUCUUCGAACUCCCAACCUGUGGUUGGCCUUGACUUCGGAGUUUGCCGGAACCCUGAUCAUCACCCUGCUGGGAUGUGGAACCUGGUCGUCAUGGCAGCUCGGCGGUGGCAGCGUGCCCACGGCCUUGACCUUUGGCCUGACCGUGGCCACGGUGGUCUGGGUGUUCAACCACAUCUCCGGGGGUCACGUCAACCCGGCCGUGUCCAUCGCCGCCCUCUUCACUAGGCGGGUCAGCAUCAUCAGAGGUGUGUUGUACAUCAUCGCCCAAGUUGUUGGAGGAAUUGUGGGAGCCGCCAUCUUGUACGGCCUCACCCCCGUCAAAUACCACGGCAUCCUCGGCGCCAACGUCCUCGCACCGGAAGUCACAUCAGCUCAAGGGUUCGGCGUGGAGCUGCUGGUCACCUUUGUGUACGUGCUGACCUUCUUCGCCUGCCUGGAUGAGAAGCGAACUGACCUCAGAGGGUCAGCCCCCCUCACGAUUGGUCUGGCCGUCGUCGUCUGCCACCUGUUUGCUAUUCCCUACACCAGAGCCGGAUUGAAUCCAGCUCGCAGCUUUGGCCCAGCUCUCAUUAUGAAUACAUGGGAAGGUCAUUGG